GGGAAAAGAGCAUCGGUCUAUGUACUGUUCUUACGCCACUAGGGCGGCGCUAGAGAGCAUGCCGAUGAUGUGAGAAAAACAAAAAGCAAGACGAAGAAGAACCGCUGCACAACAGUACGCAACUGUCGCUGUAUACUAUCAAGUUUAUAAACGAGAGCCACCUUUUGCGGGUAUUCGUUUAUGACUAAAGGUGCGUGGUAGGCUUGCAAACCGCUGCUGACACGGACUGGCUGGAGCUCGACACUAGUUUGCCACCGCUCGGUUGUUGUUAGCUCGUUAUUAGCUUCCUUAGCUUGAGACUCUAUCGGCAAGAUGAGCGACGAAGAAGCGUCGAGCCGCAAAGACUCCUCCAAGGCCAUCCUGCUCACCAAGGACGGCCAGCGCUACAUCGUGGGCGACAGCCGCUCGGUGGACAGCCGCGACGUGAUCACGCUCAUCCCCAUGGAGGCCACCGCCGCCGCCGACCUCAUGGACUUGGACGACGCCGACGAGGAGAUUGACGUGCUGGACGCGUCCGACCCGCGCGACAGCGCCGCCAGCCCGGAGGAGCUGAACGACGACGAGGCGUCGGAGGGCGACGGCGCCGCGCCCAAGCAGUGCACCUACGACGGCUGCACCGAGACCACCACGCAGGUGGCCAAGCAGCGCAAGCCCUGGAUGUGCAAGAAGCACCGCAACAAGAUGUACAAGGACAAGUAUAAGAAGAAGAAAAGCGACCAGGCCAUGUCCACCAACAAAAUGGACGACAACUGCGAGGAGCGUCCCGUGUCCGUCAACAAGCAGCGUCUGGGAGGCAUGGGGGACCGGCCCGCCAGACCCUCCCUCAUCGAGCAGGUGCUCAACCAAAAGAGGCUGUCCCUGCUGAGGAGUCCCGAGGUGAUCCAGUUCCUGCAGCAGCAGCAGCACGUCCUGGCGGCGCAGAGUCGAAGCCUGGCGCUGCAGCACAACUUCAGCGGAUGCUGACCGUCAACCACCGGAUUAUUUUAUUUAUUUAUAAUAUUGACGUUUGAAAGGACAUCGGUCCAAGAUGCCUUUUUGGGCCCUUUUUUUUUUUUUUUUUGACUUGUUGAUGAUUUUGUUGUCGUUGCUGUCAAGUCGAAGUCUGCUGAUAUUUGACGUUACACGAACGGAAGAAGAAAAGAAACGUCACGAACCGAGGGAGUAACUUUUUAUCACCCGAAUAUGAUCGUAAGUAGCUAUACAUGCCAGAAGAUAGCAGCAGAUAUGAUUGAAUAUACAGUAAACAUAUGCAUGUGUACUGUUUUAGUAUAUGCACACAUUUAUUCGUGUACAUGUUUUGUACACUUAAGAAUGCAGAGUUUAUACAUGUAUUAAUAUAUAUAUACUGUUUGGGUGUACACGUCCAUUUACUUAGAAAAAAAUGUCACGAUUGCGAUGAGAAUUAU
Molecule: messenger RNA, 1406 nt
Organism: Syngnathoides biaculeatus (alligator pipefish)
Lineage: Eukaryota; Metazoa; Chordata; Actinopteri; Syngnathiformes; Syngnathidae
Gene: rfxap
Product: regulatory factor X-associated protein
Exons: 3
Coding region: 313-963 (216 amino acids)
Biological process (GO): regulation of transcription by RNA polymerase II
Cellular component (GO): nucleus
Source: RefSeq, a predicted model, not a curated record